AUGAAGAGAGAUAAAUACGGUCUACGCACUCAUUUUCCUUCACCGAAAUACGUCGGUUUUGCCGAGGAGUCUUCCGAAGAAUAUUCAAAGAAGAGAGCUGCCAACUUCAACAUCCAAGCCAGGUCAGAAAUACUCAAAAAGGAAACAUCAAAACUCAGAGAUACAUUACGCGUAUUUAAUUCUUUCCGAUUUAACAUUCCUCGCAUACAAGGCGAAAUUUGGAAUGUUAUCCCCCUGUUGGUUGCAGGGCCUGAGAAUGCAGAGCUAUAUACACACGGCCAAUCAGAGCAUGACAUUGAGAUCCAAAAAUUGACUGCCGAAUCACGAAUUAUCCAGGACCUCUUUACACUUCUUCAGGGAUUCAACGCUAAACUAUCAAAGAUUCAAGGGACUCUGAACGACUUUGCUACAGCUCAGGGAACAUCUAGGUCACCGAUCGGUGUUUAUCCUCAAAUCAGGCUUGAUUCCCCAGAUUCAGUGAGCACUAACUACGAGGAAAUAGGAUUCCUUAGUCCUGCAAUGGUAAAUUUCUCAUAUACUGAGAAAGAACUCACCAAAGAAGACAUUGAGCAUCAUUUGAGAGACGGAGACAGGUCAUUCCCGCCAACUAUAUCCGUUUCAACAAGUCCAGCGAGAAUCUAUAAGAUUAGCAAAAGACCGACAUUCUCUGACAGAAGGGAAUGCUACGUCUAUAUUAUAGACCCUGACUUACUUCAAUUACUCGGCAUCACUUGCCGCUCGACUUCGGAUCUUGUCGAAGAACUGGGAAUCGAGAAAUAUUCCCUCCGCAACCAAGACGGUGCACAAUACGUCACACCAAGUCACUAUGUUUGUCAUGGAUUUAUUCCUCAUGAAGCUAUAAUAAUGAAAAUGGAGUUGGGCGUAUAUUAUUUGUUGCUUGAAAAGACAGGAAUCACAAUAGCUGGAAGUCUGCAGGAUACCUCGUGCACCCAAAAGCUUACUGUCCAAGAUUAUCUUAACUUUGCGAGAAACCACAAUAAGGCAUAUCCUGCAACCUCUCGCGUGGAAUUGGGGCCCGCAGCAAAGGGUUUCAUCUCCUCGCAGGAGCACGUUGCCGAUAUUGGUGUCGAAUCUUUAGUGACAGAGAUGUCAGCUUUUCGACUACCGGUUUAA
Messenger RNA from Aspergillus luchuensis, 1134 nucleotides. RefSeq lists its product as uncharacterized. The transcript is spliced from 2 exons. Lineage: Eukaryota; Fungi; Ascomycota; Eurotiomycetes; Eurotiales; Aspergillaceae. Bases 1 to 1134 code for a protein of 377 amino acids. The record is from RefSeq and is a predicted model, not a curated record.